AUGUUCCGCAGCAAAACUCUUGAUGUUCUUACUUGCUUCCACAAGCCGUCGGUCUCAGCCUCGACGCGAGUGGUGAAUUUGUUGAAGCAGGCGUCGGCUCAAUCUCAAGCACAUGCCACCGAAGACCAGGCAUCAGACCACACUCCCCAGAACACCAGUGUCACCAGAGACCCCUUCGAGCUGGACAUAACCGAAGCCCCACCAACUCCAGAUCAGCUGAAAAACAUCUUCGAGUACUUGGGCAGUGGCAAAGCUGCUCAGCUGGUAAAGGGAGCGGCAUCGGAAUCUGAUGCCCUGCGGAAGCUGAAAGAGGACGGUGACAAUUUCCAGCGACCUGUGGUUGUGGAUUGGAAUCAGGGCAAAGCUGUCGCAGGCGAGAACGAGUCGGAGAUUCUCAAGCUUGUCAGAGAGCAGCCCAAGUAG
Molecule: messenger RNA, 423 nt
Organism: Cyphellophora europaea CBS 101466
Lineage: Eukaryota; Fungi; Ascomycota; Eurotiomycetes; Chaetothyriales; Cyphellophoraceae
Exons: 2
Coding region: 1-423 (140 amino acids)
Cellular component (GO): mitochondrion
Molecular function (GO): oxidoreductase activity
Source: RefSeq, a predicted model, not a curated record